UUCCACUUAUCGAACUGGGUGGGGAAGCCGGAGAGAAUGUCUUCCGCGGAAAGAGUGGACGUUGCCCUUCCCUUCCCUGAGGGACGUCCUUAGACCCCAUCUUCUGCGUGAAUGUGAGCUGUGGCACCGAUGCCGACUCGUGCUUCCAGACCUCUCUCCUGCCGCGGACACUGUGACUGGAACCCCCCCCAGCGCCGCGUUGGUGCCUUCCGGCCCGGUCACGUGGGCGAGAAGAUGGCCGCCCCCAGAGAGGGCCGCGAGCGUCCGGGCCGGUGAGGCGCCGGUGGCCGCUGUGGGAGCGCGGGGCAUCGGCGGCCUCGUCUUCCCGGAGCUCGUUUGGGCGUUUCGGCUGCAGGUAGCACGGUUCUUGUGCCCGGGAGGCCCUGGUUUCGGUGCAGGUGGGGCUGCGGAAGGCCUGGGCCCGUGGGCAGGAGGCAGCCGGCGACACCAUGGUGACAGAGCAGGAGGUGGAGGCAAUCGGGCAGACACUGGUGGACCCCCAGCAGCCCCUGCAGGCCCGCUUCCGGGCGCUCUUCACCCUCCGCGGGCUCGGUGGUCCUGGAGCCAUCACCUGGAUCAGCCGGGCCUUUGACGACGACUCUGCCCUGCUCAAGCACGAGUUGGCUUACUGCCUGGGCCAGAUGCAGGACUCCCGGGCCAUUCCCGUGCUGCUGGACGUGCUGCGUGACACCCGCCAGGAGCCCAUGGUGCGCCACGAGGCGGGCGAGGCCCUGGGGGCCAUCGGGAACCCAGACGUCCUGGAAGUCCUGAAGCAGUACUCCAACGACCCUGUCAUCGAGGUGGCCGAGACGUGCCAGCUGGCUGCCCAGCGGCUCGAGUGGCUGCAGCAGCACCGCGGGGAGCCGGCGGUGGCCGGGCCCUACCUGUCCGUGGACCCUGCUCCCCCAGCCGAAGAGCGUGACGUGGGGCGGCUGCGGGGGGUCCUGCUGGACGAAGCCCAGCCACUCUUUGACCGCUAUCGAGCCAUGUUCGCCCUGCGGGAUGCCGGCGGCAAAGAGGCUGCGUUGGCGCUGGCCGAGGGCCUGCACUGUGGCAGCGCCCUCUUCCGCCACGAGAUCGGCUACGUCCUGGGCCAGCUGCAGCACGAGGCGGCCGUGCCCCAGCUGGCAGCGACCCUGGCCCAGCGGGCCGAGAACCCCAUGGUGCGGCACGAGUGCGCUGAGGCCCUGGGAGCCAUCGCCCGGCCCGCCUGCCUGGCCGCCCUGCGGGCCCAUGCGGCCGACCCCGAGCGCGUGGUGCGGGAGAGCUGUGAGGUGGCCCUGGACAUGUAUGAGCACGAGACCGGGCUGGCCUUCCAGUACGCCGAUGGGCUGGAGCAGCUACGCGCGCCCCCCUCCUAGAGCCGCCUGCCCGCCUGCCUGCCCUGCAGGACUCGGCAUGAGCUGCGUAUAAACCGAGCUUGUGCGGAUUGGGUCUGGCUUCCCCGUCCCCCCAGGGCUGUCUGCUUGGCCUGAUCUGGCUGCUUUUGCAUCCUGACUCCCCCAGGGCCAGGCUGAGGUGUCCUGUGUCCCCCACGGGGGGCCUGGCGCAGGGCUGCAGCACCUGGGUUUCUGGUCACGGGGGUGGGAUGUUGGCACGGGAACGGGGGUCUAAGGGUGCAGGCCAGGGCUAUGCUCAGGGAAGUUGGGGUUGCCUUGACCCUGCCUCUUGAACCAGGGGCGCCCGGAAAGGCGCUGUGGGCAAACCCAAGCCCCUUGGGCCUAGCCAGGGGCUGGGGCUCCCAAGGGCUGCCCCUGGGGCCUCCGACUCCCUAGCCCCGGACUAGGCUGGGUGGGAGGGUUGUUAGAGGCUUGGGGGCUGGGGAGGGACAAGCAGACCCUGGGGUCCAAAUGGACUAUUAAAUUAUUUUUGCCAA
Molecule: messenger RNA, 1876 nt
Organism: Zalophus californianus (California sea lion)
Lineage: Eukaryota; Metazoa; Chordata; Mammalia; Carnivora; Otariidae
Gene: DOHH
Product: deoxyhypusine hydroxylase
Exons: 5
Coding region: 450-1361 (303 amino acids)
Biological process (GO): peptidyl-hypusine biosynthetic process
Molecular function (GO): deoxyhypusine monooxygenase activity
Source: RefSeq, a predicted model, not a curated record